AGCUAUAUGUAUGUACAUACUUUGGGAUAAACAGCGUGUGUCGUGGCUUUGUGAGUUCUCAUCGGAAGCAAUGGAGGACGCCGGGAAACCUCAUAAGUCCGGCAACCCAUCGCGUAAGGUGGUUGAUUUGGCUGCCGGAGAAGCACACAAUCUCAUUCUUACUGGUGAUGGCGGUGUUUACAGUUGGGGUAGGGGAAUGUUUGGAAGGAUUGGGAAUGGCUCAGAAAAGGACGAGCUUUUUCCAGUGCAACUCAACUUUGGAAACGCAAACCCAAAUGGAACACAAGACAAUGUCAAGAUCGUGGGAAUUGCUGCUGGUGCUUAUCAUAGUCUCGCUCUUUCAGAUGAUGGAGCUGUUUGGUCUUGGGGUUACAAUUUCUAUGGUCAACUUGGUACAAAUGUAGAGGAAUCACAUGACAAUGAAUAUGAUGUUGGAGACUAUUGUUUAGUGCCCCGCUUACUGAACAGUUUUGUUGAAUUGCACACUGUCAAUUCUUCAUCGGGUGUGUCUGAAACAGAAGCCAAAACAUCACUUAAGAUAUGUGCUGUCAAAGCUGGAGGAAUGAUGUCUCUGGCCAUUGAUAACCGUGGAACCCUUUGGAUGUGGGGAAACUGCCCACAACAAAGUAAAGAAGGUGAGUUAGCACUCGUAAGCAGUUUCACUCCAACUCCAGUUCUGGAUUUUCUGGGUCGAUCUGUUGUCAAGGUUGCAUGUGGAAAUGAGCAUAUCGUAGCACUGGUUAGUGCUGGCGGAUCAUACAAUGGUGAAGAUCUAGUAUGCUACUCUUGGGGUUAUAAUACCCGUGGUCAAUUAGGGUUGGGGGAUAGAGAGAAGAGGCUGCAUCCGGAAGUUGUUAAAACAUUUGAUGAGGAGUCACCCUAUGAGGUGGCAUGUGGCGCCUAUCACACUGCUUUGCUCACUCGUGUAAAGAAAACUAGUGACACAUUAGAGAGCACAUGCUGGACCUUUGGCCUUGGAGAUAAUGGCCAACUUGGGCAUGGAACAACACAAAGCACAUUAUUUCCUACACCUGUUAAAGAAUUGCCACGAAAUAUAUCCCUUAUUUGUGUUGACUGUGGUUUGUUUCAUACAAGCGUAGUUUCCUCAGAUGGGGAUGUGUGGUCAUGGGGAAUGGAGAAGGGUCUUGGCUUAUGCCCUGAUGCUAGUCGAGCUGGAACAGAUUCUGGUGAUGCACUGUCUCCCCGUCUUAUGUCAUGGAAGCCAAAUCAACCUAAAUUUCCAGAUCCAGUUAAACUUGCAUGUGGGGCAGCACAUACUGUUAUAAUUGCGAAAGGGGGAUAUAGAAUGUGGUCUUGGGGUAGGGGAAGAAGUGGAGUUCUUGGAGAUGGUAAAGGAAUAGAUUGUUACACUCCCACGCUCGUACUAUGGCCCCAAAUGAUGGAGGACUCUGAGGAAGAGGAAGUAAAAGGCGAUGGUGAACAAGAUAAGGCUAGAGAAAAUGAGACUGAAGCAACAAAUGAAGUAGAAGAGAAACUAUCCUCAGCAUUGAAUGAGCUGAAGCUGCUUCAAACAAAGUUAUCUGUGAUUAGAAAAUAUGCCAGUAUACUACAUGGUUCUGUUUUUGGAAAGCCCUUUGAUGAGCAAGAUAUCCCUGAUUCGUUGCAGAAUUCAGGUUCAUUUGACAUUGGAAAAGAAUGGGAGAAGAUGUUAGGGACUGCAGAUCAUAGGAAGCUAAUUAGGUUGGAAAUGUUUUACCGAGACAUGCUUGCUGGAGUAAAAGAUGAACUAAUGAAGAGAAGGAUCAAGGAAAUUGUAAAGGAGUGUCUCCAAUCUUCAGAGGCGUAAAAUCAGUAUCUAAAUGUAAAACAUGAUACCAUUCUGAACAAAAGGAUUUCACAUAAAAAGUAAUGAGCUAUUUGAUCAUUCCAUUUUGCACCA
Molecule: messenger RNA, 1900 nt
Organism: Vigna unguiculata (cowpea)
Lineage: Eukaryota; Viridiplantae; Streptophyta; Magnoliopsida; Fabales; Fabaceae
Product: Regulator of chromosome condensation (RCC1) family protein
Source: RefSeq, a predicted model, not a curated record